UGAAGUCAAUAUAGAGUUUAGAGAGAAUAAGAACAGCACCAAGUAAUGCAAACCUGCUCACACUGUGGAGAUAGCUCAUCAAAGAAGCAGAGGAUCAUUUCCAAAAGUCAUAGUAACAAUGAGAUAUCUGUUGGUAUUAACUGUGUUUUCUUUUUUCUUCUAUCAAGUAAGAGCACUUGGGCUGAAGUUAAAUUGCUUCAAUUCUGAAAAAUGUUUUGACCUCAAAGUCAAUCAGUCACAAACAAUCAAAUGCGAUGUCGUCAACAAUUCUAAUACCGAAACCUUGAUUUGGUACCGUGGAACCCAGCAAGUAGAUAUAAAACCUGAAAACAGCCUGAACUCCAGCACAGUAUGUCUGCCAGCAGUAGCACCUGAUGAUAAUGGAGUAAGCUUUACCUGUCUAUUGAAGAGUGACACGACAAUUAAACAGACUGUACAGCUAAAUGUCUUGUUUGAGCCCAUCUUGUCUGGAGAUACAAAGACUAUUACACAAGCAGGUCAAAAUAUCCAACUCACUUGUGGAUUCAAGGCAAACCCAGCAGUUGCAAUGUCAUGGAGAAGAAAUGGCAGCAUUGUGGCAUUUCCAUCCCGCUUUGAGCAACGUAUGAGCAGCAACACUUGGACACUCUCUAUCACAAAGGUGGCUAUGUCAGACACUGAUAAUUACACUUGUGUAGCCGUUACUCCCAGUGGAAAUGUGACUACAUUAACAUUUGAACUGAUAGUUGGAGAGAGACAGCCUGGACUUCCAGUGGAAGCAAUCGGUGGUGCAGUGGUGGUAGGAUGCCUCAUCAUUUGCUUUGGAUUGUUUGCACGGCGACAGAAAAUAUUUAAACAGUGUAUGAAGAGCAGACAUAACACUGCAAUGUAGGUGAUGUUACAUUGACCUAAACAGAUAGUCUUACAACAUACUACCUGGUGAUGGAAACUCCUCCAAAGAGCACAGCCAAAUAUUUCCACAUGGACUCUUUGUCUUUCUUUACUUAUAGUCAUUCCUGUUAGACUUUUUAAAUGUCUUCUAAUGUUUAUUAAACCUUCCAACAUAGACUGGAUAAACCAUGGAGUGACUUCCUGUCUCAUCUGUGGAAAUUACUUUACAACAUAAUCUUGAAUGCAGAGCACCCUGGGUAUGGAACUUGUACCUGGUAUAUGGCCACCAAACCAGAUGACUCAUCGAAACCAUUCCAAAACCUUCCGUAUGGCCUUAAUUAUGACUGCUAUUACCAUGUGAGCUGCAAAUAAACAAUAUAUUGGAUAAGA
Molecule: messenger RNA, 1260 nt
Organism: Rana temporaria (common frog)
Lineage: Eukaryota; Metazoa; Chordata; Amphibia; Anura; Ranidae
Gene: TMIGD1
Product: transmembrane and immunoglobulin domain containing 1
Exons: 6
Coding region: 119-871 (250 amino acids)
Source: RefSeq, a predicted model, not a curated record